Molecule: messenger RNA, 1896 nt
Organism: Symbiodinium natans
Lineage: Eukaryota; Dinophyceae; Suessiales; Symbiodiniaceae
Source: the annotation of a GenBank genome assembly
AUGGCCGCAGAUGACGCCGCCGCAGAGGUCUCGCCAGGCGCGACGUUUGGACCGCCGGGUGACGAGUACGAGAUCGGAAAACAGCUGGGCAAUGGAGCCGCUUCGAGAGUCUUUGCUUGCAGGCGUCGGAACACCAACGAGCAGCUAGCAGUCAAAGCCGUGGACCUGCGACGCUUGUGCCUGCUGGGCGACCUCCAGGACCAGAUGACACGCUUAGACAGCGAAGUUGGUAUCCUCCACGAGCUGAGACACGAGAGGAUUGUCAAUCUCCAAGGGUUCCACAAGACAGACAACUGGUAUUUCCUCGUGAUGGAGUUAGUUGGCGGAGGAGAGCUCUUCGAUUUGAUCGUCCGCAACAAAUCGCUCAGUGAGUCUGAAGCGAGACAUAUCUUUCUACAGCUGCUGGAAGGCGUUGGCUACAUGCACGCACGAGGGGUGCUGCACCGGGACCUGAAGCCGGAGAACAUCCUUGUGGCUGGGUCCAGGCCUGCUGAGCCGCCAGCUUCGGGGCAGCUGUAUGACGUGAAAAUUGCAGACUUCGGGCUCUCCAAGGCCAUCGGUGGCGGCGCCUCUUUAGCGAGGACGCGUGUGGGAACGCCUCAGUACUGGGCCCCGGAGGUCCUGGACGUGCAGAAGCGGGGUGGUUCCUACGACCAAGCGGCGGACUUUUGGGGCCUGGGUGCGGUGCUCUUCGUGAUGCUUUGUGGCAGGUAUCCUUUUGACGGCCAGAAGCAAGCGCUGGAUGACCAAAUCCGAACUGCCUCAUACAGCAUGACAGGCUCGCGGUGGCGGAACAUCUCCGAAGCUGGCAAGAGCCUCGUGCGUGGACUUCUACGGGUGAACCCGGUGGACAGGCUCUCUUUGGAUGAUUGCCUUAGCCAUCCGUGGGUCACUGGCGAACCCAUGCCACUGCCUCGACGGCUGCCCCUCACACCUGCUGUGCCUGCUUCGGGCAAGAAGUGCCUAGAACUGGCACAACAAGCGGACCUCGCACAGCAGAAGAUGGCUGUCAUCGCCGAGUCUCCUUCAGGGGACGACGGCAGGAGUGGCCCAGAGGACAUCCGGAACUCUACCAGCUUCGAGUCAGACCGGGUGGCAGAGCGCGCCCCAUCCACGAGCUGCUGCAGCGUGUCAGACUCGGAUCUGGGGAAGAGCUGCAGCCGCGUCGCAAGUACGCCCAGCAGCCCAGAUGAGGAGGCGCAAAGUUUGCAGGUCGCCUCCUUCAUGGCAGGCAAGAACCUUCGUUUUGGUCGCUGGUAUUGGCUUCUCAUUGUAAUCCUGGGUCUGGCACUUUGGCGGUGCCGCUUACGACGUGAGCCGCUGGUGCCUGGCGAGCUGCCCACAAUGAGCUUGGACAAGCAAUCGGCCGGCUACUCCUCGAAUCUCAGCGGGGAUGGAGAUGAGAAGAGCAUGCUGGCGGCGCUUGACAUGCAGACGCCCUUGUAUUACUUGGGUGGCAUGCAUCGAGGUGCUGCCGAAACCUUGCUGCUGGAAGCGUCACCAGAGUCGUACAAACAGAAGAGCAUCUUCCAACUCAUUGAGAUGCUGCGUAGCCAGGUGGCCAUCGCAGGCUCCUUGCAGAUGGCGAACCUUGCUGUCCGCCAUGUGGAUGGAGAGCUCGCGGAGGCGACGCGCAAUGCAUACGAGCAGGCGCGGGACCUUUUCAAGAAAGCCGCAGACGUGGUUUCACGCUAUGCCGACGUGGCAAAGCAGGUGAGCGAGCAUGUGUUGCCCGACCUCCAGCUGGCCGUCGAAGAGCAGGAGCCUGCCAUGGCGGCCGACAUGCUUGAGAUGGUCAAGGACUGGGUGGCUGCCAUGAAGAAGGACAGCGACCUCAUCCGAAGCAACUAUGGCGAGCUUCAGUCGGCGAUUGCGACGCUGCUCAGCAACAUGUAG